UGGCACUGAUGACUUCUGGUCAGCCCCAGGACUGCAGGGCAGGCAUUUCAAAGGGUGCAGGAGCGAAGAGGUCUUCCCCAGCCGUGCUCUGCUCCUCGGUGGCCAGCGCCUCCAGGGACCCUGGGUCAGAAUUAGAGUCUGGGUGGGAAGCAGACGUGGACCCGCAGUUACGGUGGAGGUGGAGGAAGAUACCAGAGAGCUUAAACCGCGAGGAGAGGCGCGGUGUCUUGGGGUCGAGCCCCAUUUUAACCCCGCAGUUCCAGAGCUCCGCCCCGCCUGCGCCCCGCGAGCCCGGAGCCGGGCGUCCUCUAGGAGCGGGCGCAGUGGACCCCGGCGCGGAGCUCCUCGUCCAGGGCCGCUUGCUCCAUCAGCAGUGUCAAGGAAGGGUCUCCAGGGGAGGACGGGGAUCGGCGGCCAUGGCCGAGGCCGCGGAGCUGGAGGGGGCCCCCCCAGGUCCCCAGGGACCGCUUGAGGCCCCGGUGCCUCUGGCAGAGAAACCUGGCGAGCCGGGGGCCGCGGGCGGGAGGGCGGAGCCGGAGGAGGCCAGCGAGGGCGCCGCGGAGGCGCCGAGGGGCGAGGGGGCGGGCGCAGCAGCGACGGUCGCGGUGAACCAAGCAGAAGGCACCGAUCCGGACGGAGCGCGCGCGAGCGAGCCGGAGCCGGGCGCGGACAGUGGCCCCGGGGCCGAGACUCCAGGCGCGAGGGCCGCGCAGGGCGAGGCGGAGGCGGAGGAGGGCGCCCGGGGGUGCGCCGAGGUCCCCCAGGGAGAGGAGGCGAGCGGCGCAGAGCAGGUGGAGGAGGCGAGCUCCGGCCGCGGCACGCAGGGCGAGGCUUCGAGGGAGAUUCAGGGGGAUCCCGGGGUGGCCGAGGUCCCUGGGGCAAAGGAGAAAGCGGAGCAAGGGCCAGAGGAACCCGGAGGCGGCACGCCGGGGGCGCAGGGGGCCAGCAUGGAAGCCGCGGGGCAGGCGGGAGGGGCGGGAGGGGCCGAGGGUGAACCCCGGGACCGAGGCGAUCUCAGCUCCCAGCCCCAGGUCGAGCCCACCGAGGCCGCGGCGGCGGAGAUUGGGGGGUGCGGCCCCGGGGAGCUUGCAGAGGAGCCUGGGGGUGCCGCGGCGGGCGCCGCCGCCGACGAGGCGGGGGCGACGGGGACAGAGGAGUCGGAGGAAGUGGCCCCCGGGGACUCGAGGGCGGAAGCUGUCGAGGACGGGGACCAGGGUGAACCCCAAGAGGAAAUGGAGGAGGCCGAGGAGGAGAGGCGAGAGCGCGGCCCGGAGGUACCAGUGGAGCCGGUCGCAGCCGGGGCCGAGGAGGAGCCCCCAGACAGCAGCAGCGCGCGGGCAGAGGCGGCCGCGCCAACGCGGGCCGCGGAGCCGGAGGCCGAGCUCAGCAACCACCUGGCGGAGGAGGGCAGCGUCGAGGGCCGGGAGGGGACCGAGCGGGUGAAUGGCGGAGAGGAUGGCGAGACGUCAGAGGAGGGGGCCCCGAGGCAGGAGCACGACAUCACCCUCUUCGUGAAGGCUGGUUACGAUGGUGAGAGUAUUGGGAAUUGCCCGUUCUCCCAGCGCCUCUUUAUGAUUCUCUGGCUAAAGGGCGUUAUAUUUAAUGUGACAACAGUGGACCUGAAGAGGAAACCCGCAGACCUGCAAAACCUGGCUCCUGGAACAAACCCUCCCUUUAUGACUUUUGAUGGCGAAGUCAAGACGGACGUGAAUAAGAUCGAGGAGUUCUUAGAGGAGAAACUAGCUCCCCCGAGGUACCCUAAGCUGGGGACCCAACACCCUGAAUCGAACUCUGCAGGGAAUGAUGUGUUUGCUAAAUUCUCCGCAUUUAUAAAAAACACCAAGAAGGAUGCCAACGAGAUUUAUGAGAAGAACCUGUUGAAGGCCCUGAAGAAGCUGGAUAAUUACUUAAAUAGCCCUCUGCCAGAUGAAAUCGAUGCCUACAGUACUGAGGACAUCGCUGUUUCUGGAAGGAAGUUCCUGGAUGGGGACGAGCUCACGUUAGCUGACUGUAACCUCUUACCCAAGCUCCACAUUAUAAAGAUUGUGGCCAAGAGAUACAGAGAUUUUGAAUUUCCUUCUGAAAUGACUGGCAUCUGGAGAUACUUGAACAAUGCUUAUGCUAGGGAUGAGUUCACGAAUACGUGUCCAGCUGACCAGGAGAUUGAACAUGCAUAUUCAGAUGUUGCAAAAAGAAUGAAGUGAAGCCAGUGUUUUCUGUCUUAUUUUCAGCUGUAUGUGCUAGGCUAUGAUGUGUGUGUGUUCUUUGUGAGUGUACCAUUUGUAUUCCUUCCAAUAACCAUAAUGCCCAUAUUUUAAUGAUACUGUAUCAUAGCGAAAUGGUACAUGGCCUUGUGAUUCGUCAAGUCACGUGUGUAUCAGAAUAAUACCAGUACAUAUUGUGACACACACCCCUUGUCCAGUUGACUUCUUAAUUUACUUCUUUGGCAUUCUUGGACCCUGUAAACCAUUAUAUUAGGGCAUGUGUUUUGAAAUUUAAGUUUCAGAGCAAAUUAGAUUUGGGUUCAAUUCCUCCUCCAAUUUUUUAAAAAAUUCAUCUGUCUCUGAUAGUUUUCCUAAUCGUCACACACAGCUUAUUUUUCUCCUCUACAGUAGUAGGUUUUUGGGGUUUUUUUGGGAACAAAAAUACUCUUUUUGUAGUCACAAGAUGAUUACAUGCCUAUUUUAAUAUUUUAAAACAAUGUCAGAGAAUAUAAGGAAGGGAUAAAAGAAACCACCUAAAAUUUCACCCCACCUAAAUAAUUGCUGAUAACUUAUCGGUGAACAUCUUCCCCUCUCUUAGCUCUUGCAGAUUUCACUGCACACAACUCCAUUCCUGUGAAGUUGGUGAGGGGACCUGUGGGUGAUGCCUUUGGUGAUCAUCCACAGAGGAUCCAAAAAGAUUUGACCCUGCAGAGCUAGAGGAGGCUUGCGAUCAGGUUUCAUAGGUCGAGAGUUGGCGUCCAUGGACCCGCAGGGUCCUGCAGGGACCACGGGGGCUGGGAGCUAUGGGAGAUCCCUUCUCUGCCUGGACACCACUUUGGUGAUGCCAGGGGCCUCCUGUCCCAGAAGGGCAGUGGAGGAGAACACCCAUGGUCGUUUGUUCCAACUUCUUUUUGGAUGCCUUCUCUUGCUCUGCCCCCUCUCAUGAGGCCAUGCCUUCAUGGGGACCACUCAACACCAGCUCCCCCUUGGAGGACCCUCCUGCCCUGUGGUGAAAUGUGAAGCAGACACACUUCGAUUCUUUCUAAUGGUUGCCCUCAGACCCAGAGCUGAGCUUCUUUGGUGGUGAUGGGCUGUGGGGCUAGCCUGGUUCUCAUUGCUUCUUCAGCCUUUGCAGUGUCAUUUCAAGGUUAGGCAGGGAAAUUCCAGAGAGACUGAAUUCAUGAUGACUACUCUUGGGCAGUUCUGGUAACCAGUCAGGUUGGGGAGGAAGUGGAAACUCUAGGCUGGAGAGUUUUCUGGUUUGUCUGUGGCUUGCCUGCCACCUUGCCCUGCAGCCAGCUUCUCUCUUUAGUGUGUCUGGGCUAGGCUGCCUGACUCCAGCUGAAAGCACUGGAGACAAUGUGGAAGGCUGUGUAGAUAUGCAUCAAAACCCCUCUGGGUUUGAGCAUUCUCGAACAUUCUUGGGGUUACACUCCUUUGAUAUUUACAUACAUCUUAUAGAAACCCUCUCGUCCAUUUGGUGGUAGCCUGUGGUUGAUGCUAAAUGCUCAUUAAAAAAAUAGGGCACCUGGGUGGCUCAGGGGGUUAAGCCGCUGCCUUCGGCUCAGGUCAUGAUCUCAGGGUCCUGGGAUCGAGUCCCGCAUCGGGCUUUCUGCUCAGCAGGGGGCCUGCUUCCCUUCCUCUCUCUCUGCCUGCCUCUCUGCCUACUUCUGACCUCUCUCUGUCAAAUAAAUAAAUAAAAUCUUAAAAAAAAAAAUAAAAAAAUAUGCAUUUGCUCUAUGGGCAUUUAUUUGGAAAAGAAUUUAUUGGAUUUAUUUGGAAAAGAGUAAGAUGCAGGGCACCUGGGUGGCUCAAUGGGUUGAGCAUCCAACUCCUGAUUUCCGCUCUAGUCCUGAUCUCAGGGGAGAUGGAGCCCUGCAUCAGGCUCGAGUCUGCUUGAAAUUCUCUCUCCUUCUCCCUCUGCCCCUCAUGCCUGCGCUCUUCCUCUCUCUAAAAUGAGUUAAGCAAAUCUUAAAAAAAAAAAAAAAAAGGAAUAAAAUGCAUUAACAACAACUCUUCUGGGAUUUAGUGACAAAUGUCCAGUAAGAGAACCAAAGUCCAUAAUAUGGUGGCUACUUUGUAUUCCUUCUUACUAGAGGCUCCAGUUUCGUGCAGGGGCUUUCUUUGUUAAUCCUUUCUGUUUUUGGAGGUUGUGUCUAGCAUUCCCCAUCAUGCAUGCUUCAUAUCUGUUUUGGGGUCAGAUUUUCAAGUCGAGUGUUAUAUAAUGGUACAUCUACAUGUGGCCAAUGAACAGAAUACCACUUGUGACUAGUGCAAACUUUGUAAUUUUAGAUGGUGAUAUGAUCUACAUAAACUCUUUGUGCCUUAAAAAUUAAAUGCAUAAAAAUGUUUACACGAAA
Messenger RNA from Mustela lutreola (European mink), 4564 nucleotides. RefSeq names its product chloride intracellular channel 6 (gene CLIC6). The transcript has 6 exons. Bases 9 to 2204 code for a protein of 731 amino acids. Gene Ontology annotation, cellular component: plasma membrane. The record is from RefSeq and is a predicted model, not a curated record. NCBI's taxonomy places the organism in Eukaryota, Metazoa, Chordata, Mammalia, Carnivora, Mustelidae. Gene Ontology annotation, molecular function: D3 dopamine receptor binding; D4 dopamine receptor binding; D2 dopamine receptor binding.